UUAUGUCGUUUAACGUUGCAGGUUCCUCCACCAGAGUUCCAUCUGAUCUUCCUUUAUCUGAUCUUUCUCUUCCGACUGUCGAGGAAGUGAAGGGAUUUAAUGUCGAACUACUUAAUGGAUUCUUGAAAAGGAAGUUAAAAAACAUUGAUAGUCACAUAGAUACCUUAACAGCGCAAGAGGUCGACGGUGAAGCAUUUCUCACUUUAACGCAUGAAGGUCUUAAAGUUUCUGGAAUACCUCUUGGAGCUUCAACAAAAAUCAUAAAGUUGCUUAAUGACCUUCAAGGAGAGCCUCCCAAAAAACGUGUAAAAAUAGAUGGACUGAACAAAUUUUGGCGAGUUUUAAAGGAUGCAUCUUAUGGCGAACGAUUUUUGGGAAAGGAAAAUGGACCUUCCGCUGUGUUCAUUCGUAAAUGUUAUCUUGAUCUGCAAGUUUCCGUCUUUAGAAGAAACAAAAUUCGUAUAACCGGGAAUCCGGGUAUCGGAAAAACCUAUUUCGGAUACUAUUUACUUUAUUUGCUCGCACUACAAAAUCAGACUAUUGUAUAUGAUAACGCAAAUGAAACUAAACCGAUUGUCUUUGAAGGGGAAAAUGCUGAAUACAAUGAUAACAUACACCCAUACCUGUUAAAAUCAAGUGUUUGGUACAUAGUGGAUGGUAAGGAACCUAGUGAUGUUGACGCUAAAACAAUUCUAAUCUGCUCACCCAAGAAGAGUCACUAUGAGCACUUUGAUAAGUAUAGUGGAAGCACAUCACGGUUUAUGCCAAUAUGGAAGUGGAGUGAGAUCGAUACGUGCAGGAAAAUUUAUAAAAAUAUAAAAAAAAAACAAGCUGUAUAUUUGUUUAGGAGGUGGGGAGGAAUCCCUCGGUUUGUUUUGGAAAACGCUAAUGAUAUAACUCACCAAAAUAGACUUGAAGAAGCAAUUUCAUGUGUUAAAGAGAAUAUUUUUGAUUAUGUUGGUGAAAGUGUAGUAGGGGCGGAUGACAUUAGUCACAAGAUCGCUCAUAUCCAUCCUGAUCAAGAUGAUAAUGAACCUUAUACGCGGGUAACUGUAAGAUUUGCAUCAGAUUAUUUGAGGCAAAGAGUGACUGAUCAGUUCGAAGCGCGUAUAAGAGAAAAACUUGUUUCUCAAAUUAGAGCGGGCACAGGUAGUUCACUUUUGGGUAUCUCAUUUGAGUAUAUUUCUCACAAAAUUUUGCGGAAAGGAGGACCUUUUGAUAUUCGUCCUUUAGAUUCCUAUGAAGACCCCAAUUAUAAUGAUCUAAGUGCAGUUGUCAAUUUACCUCCACAGGACAAGAUACUAAGGUUCAACAAAAAAAGUAUUGAUUCGAUCGAGCAACGAAAGUUUUAUCAACCAAAGGAAAAAAAUUUUCCAUCGGUUGAUUCAAUUAUUGCUCCAAAUCGGGUCUUCCAGAUGACUAUUUCAAAAAACCAUCCCAUUAGUCCAGCUGGUUUAAAACUUCUUUGCGACAAAUUAGGUGGCACAUCAGGCAAUGGUUUAAUUUACUAUUACUUCGUUGUACCGAAGCAUCUGUAUGAUGAUUUUAAAUUGCAAAGGUUUGACUCUAAGAACACACCAGCUUGGAUUGAUAGACGCGUUUUCCAAUAUGUUUUAAAAAUCGAGCUGUGA
Molecule: messenger RNA, 1631 nt
Organism: Funneliformis mosseae
Lineage: Eukaryota; Fungi; Glomeromycota; Glomeromycetes; Glomerales; Glomeraceae
Source: the annotation of a GenBank genome assembly